ACGGGAAUAUAAAAAGCAAGCACAGUCGAAGACGACCGGUCAGUUCAGGGGAGCCGAUUGAAAACUGACAACAUGCGAUUCGAACUUAAUAUUUGCUGUCUUCUGUCGGUGUUGUCGAUAGCCCGGAUAUCCGACUCGUCCAGCCCGUCUGCUGCGAAAGAUCAUCUGCAGACGACGGACUCAGAUCGACCGGCGGUGGCAGACGGUUUGGCAGCUGUGAAGAGUUCAGAUUCGGCGGUCACAAGGAUUUCGAAAGUUUUGGAGUGUUUGGUGAAUCGGUUGGACGAAGAUCGCCAGACUUCGCGGCUUGAAUGUCACGACGUGUUUUCGUCGGUUUGGAUUUCAGCAAGACGUGCGCUACUCGGCGAUAACAACGAAAUCGGAGAAAGCACAAAAUCGAAGAAAAAACCAUGGGACAUACAAACCUUAAUGCUCGGUGCAGGAGUAAAGCUGAUUUUGUUCUUGCCAGUCUUGGCAAUUCUAACAGGAAAAGCCAUUUCGCUGAGUCUGACGUCACUGUUGAUCACGUCUCUGGGUUUCCUCUACAGAAACCAACUGGAGUCUUUUGCCAAACGUAGCGAUUCCUCGUAAUACAUUUAUAUUUGAAAACAUUACUUCAUCCGGUAAAGGGGUCCAGUUGAACGUCAAUUUAAAGUACAACUUCUAUAACACUAAAUUAUAUUAUAUUAUGUUGCAUUAUAUCGUUUACCCACAUUAGGGUGAACGAUAUGACAUAUGGUUAUAAAAUAAAUAUAAUACAAUAGGUAGUAGGUAAGGUUAGAUGAUUUAAAAAUUAAUGUGUAAAUGACAAAUCUGCGAAAAUUGAAGUUCAAGCGGUCAAAAAAUAUUUAAAAACCUUAUAUUAAGAACUGUUAUUAAAUUAAAUGUUGUUUGAAUUAAUUUUCCUUCAGGGAACCACACUAUUUUGAGGAUGAGUGCACCAACCACAAUAAAUUUGAAAAUAUGUGUAAACCUUUUCUUACUUAUACUAGUAGUUAUUUCUACUCUUUAGCUUAAUUUAUUAUUUUUAAUUUUUAGGUUGACUGUCCUCCAAUCUUUAGAUUCUUGAUGUACCAUGUAUCGCUUUUGUACCUACAUAAUAUGUAUUAUUGAACUAAUGUUACGCAUACAAUAUUUGAAUGUAAAGGAAGAAUAUUGUUAUAACUAUUUUCG
Messenger RNA from Myzus persicae (green peach aphid), 1173 nucleotides. RefSeq lists its product as uncharacterized. The coding region runs from base 73 to 591 and encodes 172 amino acids. The transcript is spliced from 2 exons. The record is from RefSeq and is a predicted model, not a curated record. Lineage: Eukaryota; Metazoa; Arthropoda; Insecta; Hemiptera; Aphididae.